This is a messenger RNA of Penicillium paradoxum, 4437 nucleotides long. RefSeq names its product ATP-grasp fold subdomain 2. The coding region runs from base 1 to 4437 and encodes 1478 amino acids. Gene Ontology annotation, biological process: carnitine metabolic process. The transcript has 13 exons. Gene Ontology annotation, molecular function: carnitine O-acetyltransferase activity. The record is from RefSeq and is a predicted model, not a curated record. Gene Ontology annotation, cellular component: mitochondrion. NCBI's taxonomy places the organism in Eukaryota, Fungi, Ascomycota, Eurotiomycetes, Eurotiales, Aspergillaceae.
AUGUCUUACUCCUCAACGGCAGUCCGAUUUUUCACAGCCCCCAAACCACUAGGCGACACCAUGAACGCAAACACAACCAAGAACUCCGAAUCCGACUCCCCAGCUCACGCGGUCGUGAGACCAAAUUUACCUACUAAGCAACCCUCGGAAGAGAUUGCCAAACCCCACACACCCAAAAGCCAGGGCUUGACUUUUGCACACCAGGAUGCGCUGCCCAAGCUACCUAUUCCAGAUCUAGAGGAUACUUGCCGCAGACACCUGGAAGCUCUACGCGCGUUGCAAUCCCCGCGUGAACAUGAAGAUAGCAAGGCCGCUGUUCGGGACUUUUUGAAAACCGAUGGUCCUGUUUUGCAAGAGCGGCUAAAAGCUUAUGCUGGUUCAAAGACAAGUUAUAUUGAGCAGUUCUGGUAUGAUUCUUACUUGAACUUCGAUAAUCCUGUCGUUCUGAACCUCAAUCCAUUCUUCCUCCUGGAGGAUGAUCCGACUCCCGCUAGAAACCACCAGGUUACUAGAGCCGCAUCACUGGCGGUCUCGGCAUUGGCGUUUGUUCGAGCCGUGCGUCGAGAGGAGUUGCCGGCUGAUGAAGUGCGAGGAACACCUCUUUGCAUGUAUCAGUACUCGCGACUAUUUGGAACGGCACGUGUGCCUACCGAGAAUGGCUGUAUCAUCAGCCAGAACCCUUCUGCCAAGCAUAUGGUUGUCAUGUGUCGGGGCCAGUUUUAUUGGUUCGACGUUUUGGAUGACAAUAGCGAUUUGAUUAUGAGUGAAAAGGACAUCUCGCUUAACUUACAAGUCAUUAUCGAGGAUGCGACACAAACUUCCAUUCAUCAUGCAGCCAAGGGAGCUUUGGGCGUACUCAGCACGGAGAAUCGGAAGGUCUGGUCUGGACUUCGGGAUAUCAUGACCAAGGAUCCAGGAUCCAACAAUGCCGAAUGUUUGAAUAUUGUGGACACUGCGCUCUUCAUUCUUUGCUUGGAUUACACAGAGCCAACAACAACAGCCGAGCUCUGUGCUAACAUGCUUUGCGGCACAAGCGAGGUCAUCAAGGGUGUCCAGGUCGGAACCUGCACCAACCGGUGGUAUGACAAACUGCAAAUCAUUGUCUGCAAGAACGGUAGCGCGGGCAUCAAUUUCGAACACACUGGUGUGGAUGGACACACGGUACUCCGCUUUGCUAGCGACCUUUACACCGACACCAUCCUCCGUUUCGCCAAAACUAUCAAUGGGCGGUCCCCAAGCCUUUGGGCAACGACUAGCCCCGACCCCUCAAAGCGUGACCCGCACAGCUUCGGAAACGUCAGCACGACGCCCCGCAAACUCGAAUGGGACAUGACACCCGAGCUUAACAUCGCGAUUCGCUUCGCCGAGUCCCACCUUUCAGACUUGCUCUACCAACACGAAUUCCAAGUCCUGGAUUUCGAAUCCUUCGGCAAGAACUUUAUCACCUCAAUGGGUUUCUCUCCAGAUGCAUUCAUCCAAAUGGCCUUCCAGGCCGCAUACUAUGGGCUUUACGGAAGACUCGAAAACACCUACGAACCAGCCAUGACAAAGAUGUUCCUGCACGGACGCACGGAAGCCAUCCGCACUGUCACCCCCGAAUGUCUCGACUUCGUCACAGCAUUCUGGGGCGAGAACUCCCCCGACCAAAAGGUCGACGCCCUUCGCACCGCAUGCCAGAAGCACACUGCUCUCACAAAAGAAUGCUCCAAGGGCCAAGGCCCGGACCGUCACCUCUAUGCCCUCUACUGCCUCUGGCAGCGUUCCUUUGAUGAAGGCGUCUUCCUAGACUCCAGUUCAACGGGCGGAUAUUCCAGUCCGGGUGAUUCACAAUCUCAAACACCAAGUCAAGGCAUCGAAUCACCCCGACUCUCCUCCCCCGCCCCUUCAGAAGACAGCUUCUCGGUGGGAAGCAGCGCACGCUACCGCACAAUAACCGCUCCGACACCAGCUAUCUUCGCCGACGCAGGCUGGGACAAGAUCAACACCACAGUAUUGUCGACCUCGAACUGUGGCAACCCGUGUCUGCGGCACUUCGGCUUCGGCCCCACGUCCGCCGACGGCUUCGGUAUCGGCUAUAUUAUUAAGGAUGACUCGAUCUCCAUCUGCGCUAGCUCUAAGCACAGACAGACAUCGCGUCUUAUGCACACUCUUGAACAAUAUCUGUUUGAGAUUCGGAAGCUGUUGCGUGCGACGAAUCACAAGACCAAGAGUCCGCGCACGAGUCGUGCUAGAGAGACUGAGGCUAUGGCUGAGAGUUUGCAGACGGAUUCGAAUCGUCGUGGCAGAAUUGUAAGAGGUGGUGGUGCACAUGGUGCUGAUACGCCUACCUCGGCUGCCGAGAGUAGUUAUCUGGAGGACGAUGGAAUGGGAGGAUAUGGCUUCUUCGAUGCUGGUAUGCUUCUACAUGCUCUCAAGGGUCUCAGUGCGGAACGGGAACAACGUGGGGAGAAGCCUGCUAGACGCAGGGGCUUCACAACCACCCCCCUCACCGCGGGCUAUGCGGACACACUACCAAACCUGAAGAUUGGCGCGCAUACGAAAGUAUUAUUCCAGGGAUUCACAGGAAGACAGGCAACAGCCAAUGUCAAAGAGUCCUUAGAAUGGGGCACUAAGAUCGUAGGAGGCGUCAAGCCAGGCGUGGAAGGCGAACACCUAGGCUUGCCCAUCUUCCCAUCCGUCAAAGCGGCCCAGGAACGGGCAAAACCCGAUGCAUCGGCAAUUUACGUUCCGGGGAACCAGACCGCCAAAGCCAUCGAAGAAGCCAUCGAAGCUGAAAUCCCGCUUGUCGUCGCUGUGGCGGAACAUGUGCCGAUCCACGACAUCCUUCGGAUCCACUCCAUGCUCCAAACGCAGUCUAAAACUCGUCUGGUUGGUGCAAAUUGCCCCGGCAUUAUAUCAGCUAUCGGUAAAUGUCGAAUCGGGUUCCAGCCAUUGCCUUGCUUCGCGCCGGGGAAUGUGGGUAUUGUAGCUAAGUCCGGGACUCUGAGCUAUGAGACUGUGGCGUCGACGACUCGAGCUGGGCUCGGGCAGAGUCUUUGUAUAAGUAUGGGUGGGGACGUGUUGGCUGGCACCAAUUUUGUGGAUGCGCUCACUAUCUUUGAGAAUGAUCCUGAUACGGAGGGUAUCAUCUUGGUUGGUGAGAUUGGGGGGACGGCGGAGAUGGAUGCCGCUGAGUGGAUUAAGGAUUAUCGAAGAAGGACUGUGGAUCCGAAACCUAUAAUGGCGCUUGUUGGGGGCUUGGAAGCGCCCCCUGGGCGGAUUAUGGGACAUGCUGGCGCCUGGGUUGCGCCCGGGGAACCAGAUGCAGAAGCUAAGUAUCAAGCGCUUGAACGUGCUGGUGCGGUGAUGGUCAAUCAUCCAGAGAAGUUUGGGGAGGGAAUGAAGAUUUUGUUGGCUAACCAGUCUAGUCGCCCUGGGACAAAUCCAAUCUCAGGGACCAGGUCUCAAAAGCGAGGCUUUCACACUAUGAGACGAGUUACGCCAACUUCGAGAAUGACUACUGAGCACAAGCGUAGCCUCUAUAUCAAGCAGUUCCAAGCAUUCGACAUCCUCAAGCAGAAAUCCGUCCGUGUGAACGAGUCAAGUUCUGAGUCCGAUUUCUCAAUUUCUAUCACAGUCGACCGAACAGCUUUAUCUCCAUGCAUCAUUGUUGCACCGACUGCCAAGUCUGAACCAGCUCGGUCGCUGAGAAUCCCGUUCCCUUAUACCCAGACCAAGUUCAAUGAUAGCCCCAUUGCUGCUACUGCAGCCUCGCACUUGAACCUCCCAGCCUCUGCUAACAAGAAGGUGGAAGAGUUAGUUCAAGCCCUCUGGGAAAUUUACAAGGAGAAAGAAGCCUUCGUUCUGGAGACGCGGGUUGGCAUCUCCGCUGAUGGGACUCUGGAAGUCCACAGUGCGCGGUUCGGAUUCGACGAUGCUGCGUUCCGUAGUUCAGGCCGCCAGGAGGAUAUCCACAAAUUGAGAAACAUCUCUGAAGAAGUCCCGGAGGAAGUUGAAGCCGAGAAGGACGGGAUUGUUUAUGUUAAGUUGGAAGGUGAAGGCAGUGUUGGCACACUAGUUAAUGGAGCCGGUCUUGCUAUGAAUACCGUUGACGCUCUGACAAUUCACGGCGGUCACUGCGCGAACUUCCUCGAUACCGGUGGCAAGGCUACUUCAGAGACUGUCAAGUCUUCAUUUCGAGUGAUUACCUCCGACGAGCGUGUCAAAGCCGUGUUCGUCAAUAUCUUUGGCGGAUUGACACGGUGCGACAUGAUAGCUGAGGGUAUUAUCUUGGCUUUCCGAGAUUUGAAUAUGAAGGUUCCAGUGGUUGUGAGACUGCGAGGUACAAAUGAGGAGUUGGGGCAGAAGAUGAUUGCGGAGAGUGGCCUUCCUCUGCAUGCAUUUGAUGGGUUUGAGGAGGCUGCAAAGAAGGUUAUUGCAUUGGCUAAGGGUCAAUAA